UCACUCAUAAUACUUUUUUAUAGUCUGAUUUUUUAUAUUUAGAAUUUUGAUGCCUAUUUUAUAACUAAUUUUUCUUUUCUAAUUUCAAUUAUUAAUAUCUAUGAUAUGAUAUGAAUAUUAAAUUUCAGUUAGGAUUAUUUGGUUUGGUUAAUCUUGUUUCAGUGUUGGAGUUCCUCGCUUGUGUUCCUCUUCUUCACAGGCUUCCUUCAUCGUCUUUAAAGAAUUUAUCUCAACUUUUGAUUGUUAAAAGCUAUGAGAUAGGGGAGUAUGUUGUUCGCGAGGGAGAGCCCGGAGAAGGUCUUUACAUCAUUUGGGAAGGAGAAGCUAAGGUUAUUAGACCUGGUAUCGCCGAUGACGAAAAUGAUCUAGAAUUUCAGCUUAAAAGAUAUGACUAUUUUGGAUCUGGUAUUGCUGGAUUAUCAAAUGCAGUUCACCGUGCUGAUGUCGUAGCUUUGACUAAGCUAUCUUGUCUAGUGCUUCCCCGCGAACACUCGGUACUGUUGCAGGCAAAGUUUAUUGGUAGUGCAGAAAAAUCUCAUGAGACAUGCUCACUUGUAGAGCGUAUAUUGCAUUUGGAACCAAUAAUGGUAGAUAUUUUUCAAGAAAUAACCCCUUCAUAUGCACAAAAUUAUGGGAACGUGUUCGGGGGACAGUUAGUUGGACAGGCACUGGCUGCGGCAUCAAAGUCUGUUGAUCGUCUAAAAGUUGCUCAUAGCUUGCAUGCGUAUUUUCUUCGUGCGGGGGAUUCUAAAAUACCAAUUCAAUAUAAAGUUAAGCGUCUGCGUGAUGGGAGGAGUUUUGCUACGAGGAAAGUUAAUGCCAUUCAAAAGGAAAAGGUCAUAUUCACUCUGCUGGCUUCUUUUCAGAAUGAGGAAUUAGGAUUUCAACAUCAGGAAGUGUCUAUGCCAUCAGUCCCUACUCCAGAUGAGCUUUUAUCAAUGGAAGAGUUAAGAGAGCAACGUCUUAUUGAUCCUCGUCUUCCAAUGACUUUCCGGAACAAAAUUGCUACAGCUGAAUUCGUUCCCUGGCCGAUAGAGAUACGGUUCUGUGAACCUAGACCUGCUACAAAUCAGACCAAGAGUCCUCCUAGCUUGAGAUACUGGUUUAGAUCAAAGGGAAAGUUGUCAGAUGAUCAGGCCUUGCAUAGAUGUGUGGCUGCAUUUACUUCUGAUCUAAUAUUUCUUAAUGUAAGUAUGAAUCCUCACCGCGGGAGGGGUAUAAAGAUGCGUGCCUUGAGUUUGAACCACUCCAUGUGGUUUCACAGACCUUUUAGAGCUGAUGAAUGGGUGCUAUAUGUGAUCUUUAGUCCUACCUCCUUUAAUGCGCGCGGCUUCGUUACAGGCCAAAUGUUCAAUCAGAAGGGAGAGCUUCUUGUUUCAUUGGUUCAAGAAGGCCUGACGAUGAAGUAUAUUCCGAAAAGAUCAGCCGCUAACUCUAAGUUGUGAACUUCUGCCAAAAAAUAAGUAAAAGACAUGCACUGAUGUUAUUGUGAGACUUAGGAAUUUGUUCCAUAGGAUUUUUCGGUGGCUGGAGAAGAUAGUUGUCUUACCAGGUGAAUUGUAUCUUUGUAUGAGCUUUUUACUUCCCUAGGAGAUGUGGCUAGGAUUAGAAGUGGUCUUAUCAUGAUUUAACAUUUAGUGGUGUGGACUCUUAGGAAAACCCAAAACAAUUUAAUCUUUUCAGGAUCACCGAAUGACGAGGAGGCUUUGGAAGAUAAGUGCAUCUCGCUUGCCUAGAAAUGGUUUCUUGGUAUGUCGUUGAGGUGUGCUUGUUCUUUCUCCUAUAGAGUAGUAGAAGACCCUAUUCUUUGCAUGCGACAAUAGCGGUUCGAGUGUGUCUUCUGGUUCCCUAAGGGUGUGGUCUAAGCUGCAUGCAGAGACUUCUAUUUUGUUGAUGGUGGUUUGUUUUUCUGAGAUCUAACCUGAUUCUUCUAUUGGUAGCUUUGGUUUCUGUUGUUGGUGGUCCUUUUUCUUUUGAUAUGUCUGUUUAUUUUAUUUUCUCUAGUCUUGUAAUUGUUGGUGAGCUUGUAGUGCACAUCUUGUGCCUUUUUAGCUAUACUUUCUAAUUGUAUUUGUUUUCGUCAUUCUAUUACUAUAAUUUAUUUGUCAUUAAAAAAAAAUGGUGUGUUAAUCAUGGAGAAAAUAUUCUUACUUUA
This is a messenger RNA of Vicia villosa (hairy vetch), 2155 nucleotides long. Its product is annotated as acyl-CoA hydrolase 2-like. The transcript is spliced from 17 exons. Lineage: Eukaryota; Viridiplantae; Streptophyta; Magnoliopsida; Fabales; Fabaceae. Gene Ontology annotation, molecular function: fatty acyl-CoA hydrolase activity. The record is from RefSeq and is a predicted model, not a curated record. Bases 111 to 1445 code for a protein of 444 amino acids. Gene Ontology annotation, biological process: fatty acid catabolic process; acyl-CoA metabolic process.